Molecule: messenger RNA, 678 nt
Organism: Rhizophagus irregularis DAOM 181602=DAOM 197198
Lineage: Eukaryota; Fungi; Glomeromycota; Glomeromycetes; Glomerales; Glomeraceae
Source: RefSeq, a predicted model, not a curated record
UUUUAUAGAAAAGCAUGGAAAAAUUUGGGUACAUUAAAGCAAUUGUUUCCUCUAUCUCAUCUUAUGAUGCUUACAGCUACAUGUUCGACUAACGAGGCUCGAAAGAUACAAUAGAUUAUGAAUAUUGAAGUGGGUGAUCUUAAUAUUAUUCGGAGUUCCUCUUUUGUACGUUCCGAAAUUACUUUUGAAGUUCAAACCAAAAGUUCUAAGGAGAAGACUAUCAAUGAAAUUUGCGAGCAAAUUCAAAAAAUUGAAAAUGAAUAUUGUAUAAUUUAUUGUGCAUCACCAGCAAGUUGUGAAGAAAUAUUAGAAUUGAUUAGAACAAAGCUUGAUAUUUCUUUAGAUAUAUAUCACGGUAAACUAGAAAGCAUAACACGGCAUCAAUCAAUUACACGCUGGAAAGCAGGUUUAACUCAAGUCAUGGUUGCAACAAAUGCUUUUGGACUAGGGAUCAAUAUGUCUAAUGUUCGCUUGGUAAUUCAUUACACGUUUCCACUUAGUUUAGGAAAUCUUAUUCAAGAAGCUGGAAGGGCAGGACGUGAUAGAAGAGAAGCAAAACAUACCAUUUAUUACUCACGACAAGAUAUCAAAACUGUGUAUGGAAUUGUUGCAGGCGAAGAAAGCUCGACAAAUGAUUUAGAAUACCAAGAGUAUCUUGAAGAAAGACAAAAGAAAAUU